GUGCGUUGUGUCGCGUCUUUGUGACGUCACGCUAUUGAUUUUAUAGGAGAUCGUCUUUUGGAGACGCCAUCUUAAAAUAAAGUGAUAUAAGUUUUGGUAGUGUAGAUUAUAGAGAAAAUCUAAAGUAAUCUUCUUUUGUAAAUUAACGAUUGAGCUUAGAUAAUUUUAUUAAAAUAUAAUCAGGUGUAACGGACCAAGUUGGUGGUCGGUGCGAGGGUGAACUCCUGAUGGUGUGUACAUCGCAGCAUGUCUGCACUCUCGACGCCGGGCGGCGGAGGCACUACGGCGCAGAGCAAGCCGACGUCCGGCAAGCAAAAAUAUCAGAAAUUGGACAUCAAUAGUUUAUACUGCGCCAACAGGAACGAAAAUUCAGAACCGUCCUCAGUAAAAUCUCAACUUAGCCGUAAACAUGGAAUGCAAAGUCUUGGAAAAGUUCCUUCAGCAAGGCGCCCACCAGCCAAUCUUCCUUCUUUGAAAACAGAAACGGGUCAAGAUCCUAACGCAAAUUCUGUAUCUACAAUAACUGCAACAGUAACUACUCAAGCAUCAUGCACCUCUCAGACAAUAACUACAUCCUCGAGCAGCGGUGUUGUUGCGGGAACAGCAUCUGGGGGAUGGGUACCUCUCCCGCCACCCUCAUCACCACACUUUCGCACAGAGUUUCCCUCGUUAGAGGCUGCCGCUCAACCCUCACACCGUUCUUCAGAUCAUUCUGUACUUCAGCCACAACUCAGACCACAAACGGAAGGCAGUUGGACGUGCGGUGGCACGGCCGGCGUGCGGCAAGAAACUACAUCGUCACCCGGCGCCGCGCCCGCCUCCGCGCCUGCUACACAGCAAACACCCGCUUACCGUGCCAUUCUACCAUCUUUCCUGAUGAAAGGUAGCAGUGGCACUGGAAUAGGCUUGGGAACAUUAAGCUCACUACGUGAUAAUAGAAACAAUAGUAGCGGCGGCGGGAACAGCAACUCUAAUAAUAGUAACAUGGCAAGCUCUAGACAAGCGCCGCGACCGCCUGCUACACCCCGAGCUGUUGAGGUUCUAACAGCUCGCCCAAUUCUACGUGAGGAACAAAUAUCUUCGCUUGACGAUAUCUCUCGUGAUGCAGGAUGGGCACAACAUGAUGAUAUAGAUUAUGAUCAAAAACUGGAUUUCUCUGAUGGUGAGUCAUCAACUCCAGCCACAAAAGUCAACACCAAAACUAAUAACCGAACCAGUAUUGACCAUGAUUGCAUGGAUAACAAAAUACAGGAUCCCGGCGAUGAAGACCAAUUAUGGGCGGAGCGAAGGCAAAAACAGAGUAAUGAAGUUGCUCAAGCAGUAGCUCGUGCACGCCAACGUAAGGAAGAAGAACAGCGACGACAAAUGCGCGACCCACAAGCGACUCAACAACCAUCGAAGGAUAUACGUGACAAAGGAGACAGAGGCGAUCGAGAUCGCAAUGACAUUAGAGAUAAAGACUUAGAGGUCAGAGAGAAGGAUAGAGCUGAUAACAGAGAAAAAGAUCGAUCAGAUAAUAAAGAUAAAGAUCGUAAUGAUUUACGUGAACGCGACUGCAGAGACAAAGAUCGAUUAGACAGAGACCGAGAUCGGGUUGAUAAUCGUGAUCGGUUUGAUCGGGAAAGGGAUCGUGAUCGUGAAAGAGACAGGCUAGUUGAUAAUAAGGAUAGAGCGAGAUUAGAAAACAGGGAUCGUCCAGAUGGUGAUAAAGAAAGAGAUUUACGAGAUCGUGAUCGUAACGACAACCGCGAUCGUAAUGAUAAUAGAGAUCGCAUGGACCGUGAUAGAUAUGAUAGAGAAAGAGAACGUAGUGACAGGGAUCGUGUUGAUCGGGACCGCGACUUUAGAGACAGAGAUAGAGAAUAUACACGAGAUCGUGAGCGUGAGCGUGAUCGUGAUCGCGAUCGCGAGCGUGAACGUGAUCGCGAUCGUGAGCGUGAACGUGAUCGCGAGCGCGAACGUGACCGCGAUCAAACAAAUGCGCCUUUUUCUAAAACUUUUCAGGCAAAUAUGCCUCCGCGCUUUUUAAGACAGCAACAAAGCAGACAGCAUAAGGAGGAGGACCAACACAAAGCUUGGUCAUUUACAGGAAAACCAGCACAGAGACGUCAAGAACCACCACCAUAUAAUGCUCCUAGACACACAUCGCACAAUGGCCGUCGUUCGUAUUCUAGAGAUUACUCUGAUCGUGAAGACGAAAUAAGAAGAGAUAAGGAUGGGCCAGGCCCUCAGUGGAGGUCGGAAAUGCAAGACUAUGAUAGAUCUGGCCGUGAAUUAGAUAGGUCUAAUUCAAAAGAUUCUUACAAAGAUUUUAAUGAUUAUAAAGACAGAAGAAAUGAUUCUGACAGAAAAUCUAUAGAUGCAACUAUUGAACAAAGCAGUAGAACUGCUGCUGAUAAACUAACAGAAGUCUUUGAAAGAAAAAGCAUUGGAUUAGCAGAACCAUUUGCUUCAGUAGACUCAACAGUGCAACCAGUUCCUGAGAGACGAGCUACACCAUCAUCAAAUUCACCACAAUGUGAAACAUUCGAAAAAGACUUCAGCAAAGCAUCAUGGGCUGAUGUUGCACAAGAAGAACAAAAUAACUCAAUUGUUGCAAAACCAUUGGAAAAAGAUGUAACAUUGCACAACAAAAUUGAACCUACAAGUACUGAAGCUAUGGAUGUAAUGAUAACACCUCAACAAAACAUAAAUAAUUCCAAUAGUUUUAUGCACUCAAAUCUCACCACUCAAAAUCAGACUAUCAGUUAUAAUAGUCACAUGUCAAGCACUCAAGUUCUAUCUCCUCAAAUCCAACAAACUCAAACUCACACUGUAAAUACACAAAUAAAUAUUCAAACUGCAAUUCCCAUUUCUUCAAGUAAUCAAUCUCAAUCCUCUAUAUUUACUGAUUCUCAUACUAUUUCUAAGUGUACUUCAAACCAAUCUCCUUCCAAACCAAAUAAUUCAGGUGAAAAUAUCUCUAGUAGCAUACCAAAACAAUCUUUACCGGAGCAAUUAUCUCUAACUAGUGUUGUUAAAUCUUCAAUUCCUGGUCAAAAAUCGGAAAAAGAUGUUUCGGAGACGGAAUCCAUAGCUUCGAAAUCUAGUACUGAUCCAUCUGGUAUAAUCGGAAAUAAAUUAGUGGAUUCACAUUCUAACGAAAAUAUUCAAGAUUGUCAAAAGCGUCAAUUAGAGGAUAAAAAGAAUGAGAAAUAUAACAAUGAACUUUUGAAUAAAAUACCGUUAAAGGAGCCCGUCGAAAGAAAAUCUAGUGGGUCUGGGUCUGAAAAGAAAGGCAGAGGAUUUGGUAGUAGUGGUUAUAAUGUUUAUAAUAGGGGUUGGGGAUCAAGAGAAUCUCGAGGACGACGUUCACAUCGAAGUUCUCGUUCCAAUAACAGAGCGAGUGAAUCUGACGGUUCGACAGACGGUAAUAAUGUAGAACGUAAAGAACGAAGAAGAGCUCCGCGUAGUCCACGUGGUCCUAAGAAACAAGAAAGACCAGAUGACACUAAUCACGUACCCCAUGAGCAAGGUCCACAAAUAACUGAUGGGUUAGAAAAUAGAGAACCAUUUGCACCGCGUGGACAGCCUUCUCGUCGAGGUAGAGGUGGUUUUCAAGGUACCAAUAGGCCACCAGCACCUGCUAAACGUGUAACUGGCUAUGGACCACCUAAUACAAAGAGUCCAUUUAGCCAAGCUAAUAGGGCCGUAAAGGAUAAUGAGGAUGUGAAAGAGACUCUGCUUGAUGAUAAAGAAAAGACUAAUCCCAAAAGCCGUACUAGUUCAUCUGUUGCUAAGGCACGUGAUCGUCGUUCAAAAGGUAUGGGAGGGCCAAUGAGUGGCGAGGACGAAAACUGGGAAACUACGUCAGAACAUUCCGAAAGCGGUGGUACUGGUAUGCAUCGUCGUCCUAAUGGAGGAAGACAAUCUGCUCAAUCACAAAAGGGGCAAAUAGGUAAUCGUAACCAAAACUCCAUCAAUCGUCAAAACAAUAGCCGUGGCCAACAGGCAGCUAAAAAGGAAGGAGAGAAUAAGAAUACUGAAAUAAUAGAGGCUAUUAGUGAUCUUAAGAUAUCAACUGCUAAUGAAACCGUUGAUGAUGGUUUCCAAGAAGUCCGUAAUAAAAAAAAUUCUAAGGAAUCGAGAAGUUCUAAUGGAAAAGAUGAAAAACAACCCAGAUCUCGUUCUAAUCAGGGUGGUGGUCGGAAUGGUUCCACUUCAAGAAAUUCCAAUGAUAAAUCAAACUCACGAGGAUCAGCUCCAGUAACUGCCAAAUCAAGUACACAAUACGAUCGACCUCGCCAAGCUAACUUAGCUCCGCGAUUUGUUAAACAAAGACAAAAACAACAAAUGGGCCUUUCGACCUUCGGUCCAGACACCGGCGCCGCUCCUCCACCUCCACCAGUUAAUGCAUGGGAUAAACCAAUUUCACAAACUUUACGCGGUAAUGUUGAAGAACCUCCAGAAAUCGUAGAUACUAAAUCGUGCCAAUCGAGUCAGCGAAGUACACCAGGCGAUGUCGCAAUGGAUAAUAAUAAGACUCCUGCGGCACCAUGCGCUGUUUCUGAUAAAACAGGUGUUCUUGAUGGAAGUACACCUCCUGUAGAAACCAUUAUAUUUGAGAAUACUAAUUAUAAGACUGCUCCUCCAGCAGAAGCCUUGAAACAAAAAUAUCAACCUAGUGCAGCCACUGCUAAACCCCAAGGGGAAGAAGCUCAGACAGAAAUUGAACCGAGACCUUUACCCUUUAAUGGAGACGUUAGAUCACGAACGAGAUCCAUUCAAGAGCUUAUGGCGGAAUCUGGACGACCGGUAUCGGAGGCAGAAGGUUCAUUGGGAUUACAGAUGUCUUUUGAUACAUCUCAAAAGACAGAAGAUUCGUCAGAUAUGAAACUUGAUUUUGCUUUUGAUUCAGAUCUUGGUCAGCUAACAGAAGAUAAGGCGGCAAAGACUCUUGGAUUACCGCGAGGGGUGCACAUGAGUACUUCAAAUACUAUUUCACCACUAGCAGCAGAUCUCAAUUUAAAGAUUGCUAGUGUUAAAAAAGUUUGGGAAAUGCCUGCAGUGGCAGAAGGUACUGAGGAGCUACAAUUUCCUGUUUUUGAAGAAAGUAAUACUGAAACUGGUGCUCCUCCUAAUGUAUGUAAAGUAAAGCCCACCCAGCAACUACAAUCACCUCCACCUCAGCAUUACAAUCAUGUUAGCUAUCAAGGAGGUUAUGGCGGCCUUUCAGUUCCUUCACCUCCAGCUGUUUUAUAUAAUUCAUCUCAACAAAUAUUGGGAUCGUCACAACAACUACAACAACAAGGGGGCUUGUAUGGUGCCUUCUUGGAUCAGACUCGCGGUCAAUUUGGUGGAUUUCCUGGAACUCCGUAUGGUGCUGGCUCAGCUACACCAUAUAAUUACCAACCUCCAGAUAUGUUCCAGAGUCUCCCAAGUCAAUACCGCAUGGCAGCAGCUGCUGGAGGCGGCGCAGCCUAUGGACAGUCAGGGCAACUGGGAAACAGCCCUAGCACUGUUUUAAUUUCAAGUACUUCAAAUUCACUUAUGUCUGCUACUGUUAAACCCUCGUCUCAACAAAUCGGUGCCAUUGAAUGUAUUUUUAAAUCAGGCAGCAAAGGCGGCGGUGUUGGUGGAGUCGGUGGUGUAGGUGGCGUGAACACGUUCCAACAACAAUACUUGGGUUAUUCGGGCCCGGUGGGUGAGGCACCAUACUCACUACCCGGCCUUAUGCCGCGGCCUGCACCGCCAGCAUCUUCGUACUACUCGCCCUACCAGCCACCUACGGCUCCAGCACCGAAUUAUCCGCUGCAAUUCACGCAGCCCGCGCAGUCUAGUGCUUUCAGUUCACAGUUCCUCUCGUCUCAGCUGCAUGUCGCAGCAGCAGCUGCUGUCCAGCAGAUGCAGCAACAAUAUCGAGCUCCACCGCUGCAACAGCAAUAUGCGCCUCCUCAACCGCGGCCGCCACCACAACAACAGCUCAAGAGCCCACUUCAUGAACAUGCAAAUGGAUUCGCACCUCUUUGUGAUUCUGCUUCGCCCACGCCCAAAGGCGCCUCGAAGCCACAAAAACCACCACACUCGCCGCCGCAGCACAAGUAUCACGCGCCACCACCUCAUCAGCAACAUCCGGCUCACCCACCACCUUCGCACACUCCUCAUCAACAUCACCAGCAACAUCAACAACAUCAGCAAUUAGUAGGCAGUGGAAACAAUGGUCGGGGUGGUAACGUAACAGGCGGCGGAAAUGGUAAUGGAAUGAAUCGUGGUAUGGUUGGGCAACGCUAUCCGGCGCCUAUCCAGCGACCCCAUGCGCCCGCCAUGCCGAUGUAUCGUGCACCGCCCGCGCCUCGCACUCACAAUACGCCCCGUCCCAAUCUCUACUACCAUCACCACCAACGCAACGGUGGAAAUGGCCCGGAACGAGUGACCGAAGUUGGAGAGGUAGCGCCGAACGUGGAGGAGGCAGGCGAUAACACGCCCACUGGCGAAGCGCCCCCACCUGCCGAGGUGAAAGCCGAGUGAGCCAAGGCCUCGUCGCGCACCUCACGCCUCCCCCCCGCCCCCUGCGCGGCCCUCGAGCACGCCGACGUUCGACAGACGUUCGCCUCCGCCGACGUCGCCUGACUUAGGUUCUCGGUAUUUUAAGUCGUAAAUUAUGGAAGUGAUUUUAAUAUUGUUUAAGAUUCGUACGGAAUCGAUGCGCCGUCCGUCUCGGCCGACCCGAGAACGGUGCGCCGCCGCCACGGUGUGCGAAUGGUGUUUCGUUUGUUUGUAUGUAAAUAUAUUGAUCGGACUGACAUCCGGCUGUCUAUUUGACUGUUAUAUUUUAAGUAUAUAUGUAUAAAAGCGAAAGGUCGGCGGCCUCGCUGAGUACGACCAAUGCACUGCGGGGACUGUGCGUCUUUACUAACCGAUGCUGCCUCGAGACAUCUCACUAGUAAAUAUGUAGCCACGGUUUUUGCAUAACGAAUGUCGAUGCAAUAUAAAUAAAUAAUAAUGUAAUUUGGAGCGAAGAUCGCCGAGUGGCGCUCGGCUUCUGCUGACGGGUGCGCGUUAGCGCUCCAUGUAUCAUAAUCAAUUAUUAUAUGCGAAUAAAAUUAUUAUGACCGAAAAA
Vanessa tameamea is the source of this 7099-nucleotide messenger RNA. RefSeq names its product no circadian temperature entrainment (gene nocte). Gene Ontology annotation, biological process: cell differentiation. The transcript is spliced from 14 exons. The record is from RefSeq and is a predicted model, not a curated record. Bases 247 to 6507 code for a protein of 2086 amino acids. NCBI's taxonomy places the organism in Eukaryota, Metazoa, Arthropoda, Insecta, Lepidoptera, Nymphalidae.